ACCAAAACCAGAAACAAAAACAACAUCCAGAUUCAAAUCUAAAAUGCAUUACACCAAAGCCCAUAUAUAUAUCAAGCUUUAGAAUAAAUAACCCACCAUUUUGCUUUUUGCUUUACUUUCAACAAUUAGAGACAGAAUCUCUCAUACCGGCAUCUCUUUGGAUGGUCAUCUAUCCACAAUGGCCCACGUCCCGAGAUCAGAUCAGUCCCAGCACGACGCGCAGGUCGUCUCGGAACACCUCCCGUCUGGCUACACGGCCGUAUUCGACGGGGCGCCCCGCGCUUCUUCCCCUUCGUCUGCUUGCGCGUCGUCGUCUUCGAAUCCGGACCCGGCAGACCAAGACCUGGGCGAAUCCUCGCUGAAGCUUCAGGGGGGUGACAUACACCGAGACCUCUUCAAGACCGCCGCGAGGGCGAAGAUGCAUAAGCGAGCUGCAACCUUCCACCUCCCCAAGGAUCUUACCGGGGAACCUGGACCCGACGGCGGCUUGACCGUAAGCGACCAUUUGGCCCCGGGAGGCUUUCGUAGAGCCUUCAUCCGGCAGAAGAAGCAGAGCGAUAUCUGGGCCUCCAGGGUUCCCGUAACUCGGAACUUCGUGGAAUUCCUCGAACUGUAUGGUAGUUUUGCUGGAGAGGACCUUGCGGACUCGGAUGAUGACGAGGCAAUACUUUCCGAGGAGGAGGGAGUAGAAGAAGGACGAGAAGAAGAGGGCUGGGAGCAGCAGCCGAGCGAAACGAGCCCGCUUCUUAGACAGCGGAGGGUCUCGCGCGCUCCACGCUACGCUACCGCCAGCACAAAACAGACCUUCUUUACCCUAUUGAAGGCUUUUAUUGGAACCGGUAUUAUGUUUCUUCCCAAAGCUUUUAACAAUGGCGGCAUCUUGUUUUCCUCUCUCACCAUGCUGGUUAUUUCCGCAGUUACCAUGUUGGCGUUCCACUUGCUUCUUGCCUGCAAGAAAAAAUACGACGGUGGUUACGGAGAGAUCGGCCACGCGAUAGCAGGGCAAUUCAUGCGCGGCUUGAUAUUAUUCUCCAUCGCCAUGUCGCAAUUGGGCUUCGUCUGUGCCGGCAUGGUGUUUGUCGCGGAGAACAUGACGUCGUUCCUGAAAGCCGUUUCGCACGGGGACAGCAGUCCGUUAUCCCCUACGUUUCUAAUCCUCAUACAGCUCAUCAUUCUCAUACCCCUGGCGUUUAUUCGGAGAAUAGCAAAACUCGGCCCUGUUGCCCUUCUUGCUGAUGUUUGCAUCUUGAUCGGUGUAACUUACAUCUAUUAUUAUGACAUUGCGCACUUGGCAUCUAAUGGCAUUCAUGAAAGCGUCGUUUUAUUCAACCCUGCAAAGUACACCCUCACAAUCGGGGCAGCUAUCUUCACUUUCGAAGGUAUUGGGCUCGUUCUUCCGAUCCAGUCGUCGAUGACCAAACCGGAGCGCUUCGAGUGGCUUCUCGGCGUAGUCAUGUUCCUCAUUACCAUCCUCUUUACUGCUGUCGGUGCUCUUUGCUACGCUACGUUCGGUGAAAACACGGAAAUUGAAAUCAUCAACAAUUACCCCCAAGACAGCAAGUUUGUCAAUGCGGUGCAGUUCCUCUACUCGCUCGCGGUCCUUGUUGGAACCCCCGUCCAGCUAUUCCCCGCCAUCCGUAUCAUGGAAGGUAAAAUAUUUGGCUCCCAUUCGGGCAAGAAGAGUACCCGCACGAAGUGGAUCAAGAACGCUUUUAGGACGGUAGUCGUCAUUGCCUGCGGAGGGUUUGCGAUCAUAGGCGCUUCUAACCUCGAUAGGUUCGUGGCGCUGAUCGGAUCUGUUGCCUGUGUCCCGUUGGUCUACAUCUAUCCGGCGUUUCUCCACUACAAAGGCGUCGCGGAAACGUGGAAGGCUAAAGCGGUAGAUAUCGUACUCAUGGUAGUUGGGGUUGUUGCUAUGCUGUACACGACAUUCGUCACCGUUAUCAACAGUUUCAUGGGCUAAGGCAUUGUCUAUUUUGGGGGCAUGGGUCUUGUUUGAGCUAUCAUUCCUUGGAUUGCGACGUAGCUGGAGACGCUUCUUAUCAAGAACCCCCCCACGGAUCUUUCGCGUCGCUGGCGCGAAACGUCACGACCGUCUUAUGCUUGUUUUCGGAGAGAUAAAGGGCCAAGUUCGGUCAUCUUCGGCAUCUUGUCAUGAUAAUCUUGAUAGUAACUCCUACGUAUCUGAUAUCCUUAUCAGCCUACUUGGUUGUUGAGUUGGGAAAUGUUCGAGACCACAUUCUUGACAAUCCACCCCGCAUGUAGAUAAGUCGACAUCCUGGUAGGUAAGAUAGGACUUGAGCAAGACUGGGGAGGAUCAAAAUACAUGGUUUCUCCUUUGGAUGUUGUUUUCUCUUACCGCCGGACGGUUCCCUCCCCUCCUAUGCAUGAAUCGUCUA
This is a messenger RNA of Daldinia caldariorum, 2399 nucleotides long. RefSeq names its product transmembrane amino acid transporter protein-domain-containing protein. The coding region runs from base 179 to 1963 and encodes 594 amino acids. The record is from RefSeq and is a predicted model, not a curated record. The transcript is spliced from 3 exons. Gene Ontology annotation, molecular function: amino acid transmembrane transporter activity. NCBI's taxonomy places the organism in Eukaryota, Fungi, Ascomycota, Sordariomycetes, Xylariales, Hypoxylaceae. Gene Ontology annotation, biological process: amino acid transmembrane transport.